AUGACAUCCUUUGACAUAACAAAGAGUAGUUUGAUUUUACGGAUAAAUAUAAAGGCAAACAUGACAACAACAUCACAGUUGCACAGAAGUACUACAUAUCUAUCAGUGGCUAUAAUAAAUGGCGACUCCAUGGGCGGAACUGGUUGGCAAAUGACUUCCCCGAAAUGCUUGAGCCUCAUUGAACUCGGACAACAAUCCUGCUUGUGCAUUUGUUUCAUCUUCCCCAGUUACAUUACCACAUAUACAUUGCACCUUCUUCUGAAUCACGGUGUCGUCGUCAGUUCGUUGGUUGAUGUCAUGUGCAACAUAGCAUGUGUUACAGUUACCCUUAAAGAAGAUUUUCGCAAUGGUGUCUCAUUAGUUCAACAUCUGAUUGCAGAAGUCAGUGAAAUUCUGGCUAAUGAUACUGUAGAUAAGACUGGUUUGUGGAAAAAUAAACUCACUGAUCAGUUAUUGGAGCUUUUUGAUUUUUUACCUCAAGUAAUUCAAGACAUUUGCUUCUUGAAAGAGAUCCACAUGGAAAUUUUCAGCGGCGUUACCGUCAUGGAAAAGUUACAGUUUUGCUGA
Vicia faba (fava bean) is the source of this 567-nucleotide messenger RNA. NCBI's taxonomy places the organism in Eukaryota, Viridiplantae, Streptophyta, Magnoliopsida, Fabales, Fabaceae. The record is from the annotation of a GenBank genome assembly.